Messenger RNA from Opisthorchis viverrini, 300 nucleotides. RefSeq lists its product as hypothetical. The transcript has a single exon. Lineage: Eukaryota; Metazoa; Platyhelminthes; Trematoda; Opisthorchiida; Opisthorchiidae. Bases 1 to 300 code for a protein of 99 amino acids. The record is from RefSeq and is a predicted model, not a curated record.
AUGUCUGGGACCACGGACACAGUGAAAUACCUGGGUCUGCGGUUGAAUUGGAAAGGAAGAUUGAGAGCGAACGCUGGAAAGAUCCUUGAGGAUAUGCUAGUAAAUAUAUCCAAGGCUCCGCUGAAGCCUCACCAGAAGCCGGUGAUACUCAAAGAUUUUACAAACCCGCACCUGCAGUAUGAACUGGUUCUCGGCAGUGCGCACGGGAAUACCCUGAAAGCGUUGGACAUUGCACGCGGUGAGGGCAUGGUUGCGGUUGCCCAAGGACACCCCGUUGGGUUUCUUCUAUGCGAAAGUUAG